Varroa destructor (honeybee mite) is the source of this 1466-nucleotide messenger RNA. Its product is annotated as U3 small nucleolar ribonucleoprotein IMP4. Gene Ontology annotation, cellular component: nucleolus; Mpp10 complex; small-subunit processome. The record is from RefSeq and is a predicted model, not a curated record. Gene Ontology annotation, biological process: rRNA processing. Gene Ontology annotation, molecular function: rRNA primary transcript binding; snoRNA binding. Lineage: Eukaryota; Metazoa; Arthropoda; Arachnida; Mesostigmata; Varroidae.
UCCUGGAACGGCCACGCAAAGAGGCAGCUCGAAAGCCUAAUAUUCAUUUUGCUGUGAAACAUACACUGAUUUAAAUCGAUAACUGGAAAUUUUCAUCGGAUUUUAUUUUGGUCUAAGAACGACUUGGAAAGAAAGACAUCGUUCCGUGCUUUAUCGGCUAUGUUUUAAGCGGCGGCAAAGAUAAAAUGUUUAGUAAAUGAAAACAGCAUGUGUUCGUGAACAGCUAUGCAAGUCAGCUUUUUGAUAUCUACUUUUUGUUCUUCCCCUAAAUAACACCGUUACUUGUGCUGCGCGACACAAAAACAGGGAACAAGGCCUCUAAAGCAAUCGAAGAUGUUGCGCCGGUACGCUCGUGAACGGCGCGAAUAUCUGUACAAUAAAACCGUCGACGACAAACGCAAAAGAAUCGAAGCCAAAAAAGAAAAGCUACGCACAGCUGUCGAAGGGAACCGCCCGUUGCCAACUGAACUGCGCAAUGAAGCGCUUAAGUUACACGAAUCGCUGGAAUGGGACCUAGCAACGCCAUUCUCGCACAAUGCAGAAGAUGACGAAUACCGCUGGGCUGGUGUCACGGACCCAAAGAUUGUGAUAACGACUACUCACGAUCCCUCCGCUUCAUUGAAACAAUUUGCUAAAGAGCUCAAAUUGAUAUUCCCAAACGCGCAAAAAAUGAAUCGAGGAACGUAUGACCUUAAGGAAUUGGUUACAGCAUGUCGCGCCAAUGAAGUGACUGACUUUAUCAUCGUACAGGAGACUCGGGGAAGACCUGAUGGCCUUGUUAUCUGUCAUUUACCUUAUGGGCCUACUGCAUAUUUUACGAUCUACAAUGCAAUAAUGAGGCACGAAAUUCCUGAUAUUGGCACAAUAUCCGAGGCGUAUCCUCAUCUUCUGUUCAACAACUUUACUACGAAACUCGGCAAGCGCGUGGAAUCCAUUCUAAAAUACCUCUUUCCCGUUCCAAAGCAGGAUUCGAAAAGAGUCAUUACAUUUGCUAACGUCGACGACUACAUUCUAUUUAGGCAUCACACGUAUUCAUCGAUAAAUGGGCAGGUGGAACUGCAAGAGGUCGGACCGCGUUUUGAGCUGAAACUAUACGAUAUAAAGUUAGGAUCUAUCGAUGAAGCAGCAGCUCUUGAUUCCGAAUGGAGUUUUAAGCCUUUCAUGAAUACUACGCGCAAGAGGCUUUUCCUUGGGGAACCGUCGGAGCUCGCCGACGGAAGAUAAUUUGAGAAGAGGCAGAGAAGAACUACGACCGCGAACUCUGUAAUCUUAUAUAUGACUUAUAGUCUUAUAUAUAUAAAGUAUUUUUCUGUAGGUUAUUUCGCCACCAGUUCUUUUGCGGACAAUUUGAGAUGCAACAAGGCAGUGAUUGUAUGUAUGGUCAGGUGAUGUAUAUUUUUAUUAAGGGAAUGACACUACAAAUAUAGAUCUAGUAAUAAUAAAUUACCAAAAUUUAUUGAACUUCA